Lasiosphaeria miniovina is the source of this 579-nucleotide messenger RNA. RefSeq lists its product as uncharacterized. Gene Ontology annotation, molecular function: 2 iron, 2 sulfur cluster binding. The transcript has 3 exons. The record is from RefSeq and is a predicted model, not a curated record. Bases 1 to 579 code for a protein of 192 amino acids. Lineage: Eukaryota; Fungi; Ascomycota; Sordariomycetes; Sordariales; Lasiosphaeriaceae.
AUGAACUUCCUCGUAAACCCGUUCAGGGCGCCAUCGCGGGCAGACGCCGGGUGGUUUUCCGCCGGGCUUGCCUCGUCGUUCCCCAACAUCGAGUCAGGGGACGAUGACGACGGCAGUUUAAUCCGGCCCCGAGUUUGCAGCAGCAGCAGCAGCAGCAGCAGCGCCAGUCCCGGUGCAAGCGUCGGCGCCACAAGGCCGGCGUGCAAGGUUUUCCACGUCCCGCCGCCAGCUCCUGGCUUGUCGAGCUCGCAGGCUACUGAGCCCCCCGAUACCGGACCCAACCCGGCGGACCUGACGGACCAGGUGCUCGUUUUCCAGUUCAGGGGCAAGUUCCACGCCAUCGACCACAAAUGCCCCCACUCGUCGUAUCCGCUUUCCGACGGUGCGCCGUUCGACAUUGAGGACUUUGGCAUCGCCCUCAGCGCCGGCAUCACGUGCCCCAAGCACGGCUGGUCGUUCGACCUGUUCUCGGGCAUGGCGGACCGCGGCAGCUACAGGCUCAAGAUGUGGGAGGUUCAGCUGCGCGACGCCGGGGGGGAGCAGGAGGUCUGGGUGAGGAGGAAGCAGCGGAUGGGUUGA